Perkinsus marinus ATCC 50983 is the source of this 1335-nucleotide messenger RNA. Its product is annotated as Protein CLN3, putative. NCBI's taxonomy places the organism in Eukaryota, Perkinsozoa, Perkinsida, Perkinsidae. The transcript has a single exon. The coding region runs from base 1 to 1335 and encodes 444 amino acids. Gene Ontology annotation, cellular component: membrane. The record is from RefSeq and is a predicted model, not a curated record.
AUGGAACGGCUCGCAUCGUCCGAGUCCGAUUCAUCUGGUGUGGAACUAGAUAGUAAAGAUGAUGGUCUCACGGACACCGGCACUGACAGCAAUAACAACAAGAAGGACGAGGACUCUGCCGAGCAUAUUGUUCGAAAGACUUAUGUCGCCUGUUUUGUCGCCACUACUGUGUGCGGAUUUAUCAAUAAUACGGGUUACAACUUUGUCUUUACCGUUUCGCAAGACCUUGCGAAACAGUUCCAUCACGAAGAUGCUAUGUCAUCAUUCAGCAUGGUCUUGUUGGCUGCGUGUUUCGGCAUGACAAUAUUGCACUCUAAGUUCUUUCUACACUUCCCUUUUUUAGUCAGAAUUAUAGCCUGCCUGGUUCUACAAACUGUUGCCUAUGUCCUGCUUGCUAUAGCUUGUAAGAUGACUAAUGAUAAUGUUGGUUUCGGCCUAUCUCUGGCAGGAGCGGUCAGCACUGGCUUUUCUCAAGCACUAGGUGAAGUGCUGAAUCUGAGUCAGCUGCAUCACUUACCGCCUAGCCUUGUGGGUGGCUGGGGCCUUGGUACGGGCCUUUCGGGGAUUUUCGCUCCCCUUAUUUACAUGCUGUUUCUCAACGUCUUCCAUUGGUCUAGAUUUGUGAUCAUGUUGGUUAUGAAUGUACUUACGCCUAUAUACUUUGGUGCUUUCUUCUAUAUUAACCGUGAGGCGAAUAAGAGGACUGUCAAGGGCUCCAAGGAUGACGAGACGCAGAACUCAGCUGAACUCAACUUCAAGUCCUUCAUUGGCGUUUGCAAGCAUGCGGGGUUCAUCAUUUUCAACUUGGUCGCUGUGUACUUCCUUGAGUACUUCAUACAGUCUGGCUUCAUGGACAGGGCCUCUAUCAAUGUGGACAAGGUGCACUCUGCUUAUGUUGCUGCUAACUCUUAUGAAAUGAUGCUGAUUGGGUAUAAUGUUGGUGUUACCAUCUCUAGAUCGUCCGUGACUUUCUUCCGUAUUAAAUGGAUUUGGGUGCCGACCGUUCUUCAAGCAUGUAACGCCAUCUUUUGGGGUUUUGAGGCUACUACUCACUUCAUAAGGUAUGGUAUUGGUCUAGCCGGCUUUUAUCUAUACAUACCCUUGGCCGCUAUUAUUGGUCUAAUGGGAGGGCUUUCUUAUGUCAACUGUAUGUAUCAGAUACAACGUAAGGAGGAUAUCCCAGAUGACCUUAGACAGUUGUCGGUUAACUUGGGCUUUGCUUCUACUAACAUUGGUAUUGUACUGGCAAGUGGAUUGGAUUUGUGGUUGGCCAACACAGUGCUAAGUCAGUGCAACAUAUAUGACUGUAGUAAGCCUCCUCAGAUCUACAACUAA